Messenger RNA from Geodia barretti, 3258 nucleotides. Lineage: Eukaryota; Metazoa; Porifera; Demospongiae; Tetractinellida; Geodiidae. The record is from the annotation of a GenBank genome assembly.
CAACGACCCUGCGAACCCACAGAGGACACUGCAUUGACUGACGCUCCACAACAACCCCGCAAGGUACUGGUCAUCGGAUCUGGCCCUAUCAUAAUCGGGCAGGCCGCCGAGUUCGACUAUGCCGGCACGCAGGCGUGCAAAGCCCUUCGCGAAGAAGGUGUGGUCACGGUCCUGGUCAACUCGAAUCCGGCCACCAUCAUGACCGACCGGGACGUCGCCGACCGCGUAUACAUCGAGCCGCUCACCGUGCCGGUGCUGGAACGCAUCAUCGCCCAGGAGCGACCCGACGGAGUUCUGCCCACCCUAGGAGGACAAACCGGCCUGAACCUGGCCGUUGCCCUGGCCGACGCCGGGGUGCUGGACCGCUACGACGUGCGGCUGCUGGGAACGCCGCUGGAGACCAUCCGCAAGGCCGAGGACCGGGACUUCUUCCGCCAGUUUUUGACCGAUAUUGGCGAGCCCAUGCCACCCAACCACACCGUCUUCACCAUGGCCGAGGCGCAGGCGUACAAGGCCGAGGCGGGGUUGCCGCUGGUGGUGCGGCCGGCUUACACGCUGGGCGGCACCGGGGGCGGCAUCGCAAACACCGAGGAGGAGUUCCUGGCAACGGUUGAGAGCGGACUGGCCGCCAGCCCGAUCACCCAGGUGCUGCUGGAACGCUCGCUGGUGGGCUGGAAGGAGAUCGAAUACGAGGUCAUCCGCGACGGCGCCGACAAUUGCAUCACCGUGUGCAACAUGGAGAACUUGGACCCCAUGGGAGCGCAUACCGGCGACAGCAUCGUGGUCGCCCCCAGCCAGACGCUGACCGACAAGGAGUACCAGAUGCUCCGGACGGCCAGCCUGAAGAUCAUCCGGGGCCUGGGCAUCGAAGGCGGGUGCAACAUUCAGUUGGCGCUGCGGCCGCAUCCCGACGACUACUACGUCAUCGAGGUGAACCCCAGGGUCAGCCGCUCCUCGGCUUUGGCGAGCAAGGCGACAGGUUAUCCCAUCGCGCGGGUGUCGGCGAAGAUCGCCGUGGGCCGGCGCCUGGACGAAAUUCCCAACGAGGUUACCGGCAGCACCGGCGCGGCCUUCGAGCCGGCGCUGGACUACUGCGUGGUGAAGAUCCCCCGCUGGCCCUUCGACAAGUUCCCCGACGGCGACCGCCACGUGACCACCCAGAUGAAGGCCACCGGUGAGGUCAUGGCAAUCGACCGCAGCUUCGAGGCGGCGCUGCAAAAGGCCACGCGGGCCCUGGAACAAUCCAACUCGUCCUUGCUCUGCCUGAGCAUCCGCGACGGCUACCAACACCUGCUGGAUACGCUGCCCCUGGAUCCCAACGACCUGCGACUGUGGGCGCUGACGGCAGCCCUGCGCCGGGGGGUGUCCCGCGAUCAGCUGGUGGGGCACACUAGCAUCGACCCGUGGUUCAUCGCCGCCCUGGAACGCAUUGUCGACCAGGAACGGCGGCUGUUGGGGAACCCGCUGACGCCGCCCCUCCUGCUGGCGUCCAAGCGGCUGGGGUUCUCCGACGUGGAGAUUUCCACCCUAUCCGGACUGCUGCCGGAACAGGUGCGGCAGUUGCGCCUGCAGCACGGGAUAAAGCCGGUUUUCAAGAUGGUGGACACCUGCGCGGCGGAAUUCGAGGCGGCGACGCCCUACUACUACAGCUCGUACGAUACUGAAAACGAGGCGCCGCCACUGGAAGGCCCCAAGGCCAUCGUCAUUGGCAGCGGCCCGAUACGUAUCGGGCAGGGCAUCGAGUUUGACUAUUGCAGCGUGCACGCGGCGUGGGCCCUCUCGCAGGAGGGGGUGUCCAGCAUCAUGGUCAACUCCAACCCCGAAACGGUGUCGACAGAUUUCGAUACCAGCGACCGUCUCUACUUCGAGCCAUUGGACGAGGAGGCUGUUCGGGACAUCAUCGACAACGAAACGACGGACGACGACCCGCCGCCCAGCCUGGUGCAAUUCGGCGGACAGACCGCCAUCAACCUGUCCCAGUCCCUGGCCGCCGUCGGCCUGCCCAUCCUGGGCUCCAGCGCGGAGGCCAUCGACAUCGCCAGCGACCGGCAGAAGUUUGAACGGUUCCUGGUCAACCUGGGCGUUCCACAGCCGCCGGGGGGCACGGUACAGUCCGUGGACCAGGCGCUGCGCGUGGCCCAGCGCAUCGGGUACCCGGUGGUGGUGCGGCCGAGCUACGUCCUGGGCGGACGCGCCAUGGAAAUCGUGCGCAACGCCACGGAGUUGAUCCGCUACCUGACCAUCGCCACGGAGGUGACGCCGGAGCGCGAGGUUCUGGUGGACCACUACAUGGAGGGCCGCGAGUGUGAGGUGGACGCCAUCUGCGACGGCGAGCGGGUGCUCAUCCCCGGCAUCAUGGAGCACGUGGAGCGGGCCGGCGUCCAUAGCGGCGACUCCAUGGCCAUCUAUCCCGGCCUGAACCUUACCGAGGCUGAAGUGAACACGCUGGUGGACUACACCACCCGCAUCGGUCUGGCCCUGGGCGUGCGCGGGCUGAUGAACAUCCAAUUCGUGCUGCAGGGCGGCAACGCCUACGUGCUGGAGGUCAACCCGAGGGGCAGCCGUACCAUACCGUUCAUAUCCAAGGUGACGGGCGUGCCGGUGGCCAACCUGGCGACCCGGGUGAUGCUGGGCGGCAAGUUGUCAGACAUGGGAUACGCGGGCGGCCUCUGGCCACGCCAGAAACUGGUGGGCAUCAAGGCUCCGGUGUUCUCCAUGUCCAAGCUUGUCGGCGUGGACUGGUACAUGGGGCCGGAGAUGAAGUCGACCGGCGAGGUGAUGGGCAUUGACCGGGACUUCACGGGCGCGCUGACCAAGGCGUUGCAGGCGGCCAGCAUCGACCUGUCGCCGGGGAUGGGCGUGCUGCUCAGCAUCUCGGACCAGUCCAAAGCCGACUCGUUGCCCCUGAUUCGCGGGCUGGCGGACGCCGGCUGCCGGUUGUACGCCACCGAGGGCACCGCGGCGAUGAUCACCGCGAUGGACUUGCCCGUAACGACCAUAACCAAGCGGAUUGGUCAGGGCUCUCCCGACGUGCUGGACGUGAUCAACGACGGCACCGUCGGCGCGGUGGUCAACACCCUGUCGGGCGACUCGUCGGUGAUGCGGGACGGGUUCUACAUCCGCAGGGCCGCGGUGGAGCGGCGCAUCCCGUGCUUCACGUCACUGGACACGGCCCGGGCCGCCAUGGAGAGCAUGCUGACCGGGGUGGACAACUUCAGCGUACUGACCACGGACGAAUACCUGGCGAUGUCCGGGUAA